AUGACGCUGCGGGAAGCGACGCUGGAGCGCCUGACGAACGAGACGAACAUCCGCGUGUACCUAUCGCUGGAUGUGGACCCUGUGAAUGCGCCGCAGCGCAUCUCUGUCGAGACGGGUAUUGGCUUUCUGGACCACAUGCUGCACACGCUCGCCAAGCACGGCGGCCUGUCGCUGGAGCUGAAGUGCGAGGGCGACUUGUGGAUUGACGACCACCACACGGCCGAGGACUGUGCGCUGGCGCUGGGCGCCGCCUUCAAGCAGGCGCUCGGCCCGAUCCGCGGCGUGCGGCGCUUCGGGACGGGCCAUGCGCCGCUGGACGAGUCGCUGGCGCGCGCGGUGGUCGAUCUGUCGUCGCGGCCGUACUGCCACACGUCGCUGCAGCUGACGCGCGAGAAGAUCGGCGAGCUGAGCUGCGAGAUGAUCCCCCACGUCUUCCACAGCUUCGCGACGGAGGCGGGCGUGACGCUGCAUGUGGAUGUGCUGCAUGGCAGCAACGACCACCACAAGGCCGAGCCAUCACACGCACCGGCAUGA
Molecule: messenger RNA, 534 nt
Organism: Malassezia sympodialis ATCC 42132
Lineage: Eukaryota; Fungi; Basidiomycota; Malasseziomycetes; Malasseziales; Malasseziaceae
Gene: HIS3
Exons: 3
Coding region: 1-534 (177 amino acids)
Biological process (GO): L-histidine biosynthetic process
Molecular function (GO): imidazoleglycerol-phosphate dehydratase activity
Source: RefSeq, a predicted model, not a curated record